Messenger RNA from Rhea pennata, 1558 nucleotides. RefSeq names its product gastric inhibitory polypeptide receptor (gene GIPR). Gene Ontology annotation, cellular component: plasma membrane. The record is from RefSeq and is a predicted model, not a curated record. The transcript is spliced from 14 exons. The coding region runs from base 11 to 1558 and encodes 515 amino acids. Lineage: Eukaryota; Metazoa; Chordata; Aves; Rheiformes; Rheidae. Gene Ontology annotation, molecular function: peptide hormone binding; gastric inhibitory peptide receptor activity; G protein-coupled peptide receptor activity. Gene Ontology annotation, biological process: cell surface receptor signaling pathway; adenylate cyclase-modulating G protein-coupled receptor signaling pathway.
CGCCGCCGUCAUGGGCCGUCGCGGAGCCGCCGCUGCCGCCGUGCUGCUGCCCCGGGCGCUGCGGGGGGCCGAAGCCGAGCGCUCGGCGGGGGACACGCUGGCGGCCUGGCAGCAGUACCGACGCGCCUGCGAGCUGCGGCUGCGGCACGACCCGCCGGCGCCCGAACCCGUCUGCAACCGCAGCUUCGACAUGUACGUGUGCUGGGGUGACGCGGCACCCAACAGCACCGCCACGGCGCCCUGCCCCUGGUACCUGCCCUGGCACCACCAAGGUAACCGCGGCGGCACGCCGGUGCCACCCGCGCCGGGCACGGCCCUGCAGGCCGUUGCAGGUUUGCAGGGUGGCGUGGUGGCCCGGCGCUGCGGCUCCGACGCCCAGUGGGUGACGGAUGAGUGGGGCCGGCCCUGGCGGGACCAUGCGCAGUGCGAGGACCCGGAGCGGGAGCAGCCGCUGCAGCGGCAGGCCUGGCUGCUGGAGCAGUUCCGCCUCGUCUACACCGUGGGCUACUCGCUGUCGCUGGUGGCCCUGCUCGUGGCCCUGCUGCUGCUGCUGCUGUUCAGGCGCCUGCGCUGCACCCGCAACUACAUCCACGCCAACCUGUUCGUGUCGUUCGUGCUGCGGGCGGGCGCCAUCCUGGCGCGGGACGCGCUGCUGCGCCGUCACCUGCCCCCGGCGCCCGCCGCCGCCCCCCCGGCCCCCCGCGACUUCUUCCGCCUCCUCGGGGAGCAGGGGGCCGCGGGCUGCCGGGCGGCGCAGGCGCUGGCGCAGUACUGCGUGGGCGCCAACUACGCCUGGCUGCUGGCCGAGGGGCUGCACCUGCACGGGCUGCUGGGCCGGGGGGCCGCCCCCCCCCAGCGCCGCCUCGCAGCCUACCUGCUGCUGGGCUGGGGGACCCCCCUGCUCUUCGUGGUGCCCUGGGUGCUGGUGCGCUACCUCUACGAGAACGAGCGGUGCUGGGAGCGCACGGACCGGGCGCCCUUCUGGUGGAUCAUCCGCUGCCCCAUCCUGCUGGCCGUGGCGGUGAACGCGGUGCUCUUCGUGCGCAUCCUGCGCAUCCUGGUGGCCAAGCUGCGGGCGCAGCAGCUCCGCUGCUCCGACUACCGGCUCCGGCUGGCGCGCUCCACGCUGACGCUGGUGCCGCUGCUGGGGGUGCACGAGGUGGCCUUCGCCGUGGUGGCGGCCGAGCCGGCGCGCGGGCCCCUGCGCCAGGGCCGCCUGCUGCUCCAGCUGCUGCUCUCCUCCUGCCAGGGUCUCAUCGUGAGCAUCCUCUACUGCUUCGCCAACAAGGAGGUGCAGGCCGAGGUGCGGCGCAGAUGGCGGCGCUGCCGCCCCGGCCCCCCCCGCCGCCGCCACCCCCCGCCUUGUACUGGAUGCCCCCGCGGCUGUACCCCACGGUUGUACCCCCUGCCGCUGCGGUUGUACCCUGUCUCCCUCUGGUUGUACCCCAAGAAACUUGUCACACACCACAGCGGUUCUCAUCCAUGGGGACGGUGGGGAACUGGUGACACUGGGAUCACUGGGGGGGUCACCGGGGGCCUUGGGGGGGUCACUGGGUGA